AUGGAACAAACCAAGCAUCCUGGCGAUGCGGAUCCCAUGCAUCAUCUCAUCUGGCACAAGCUCACGUACAUCGCCUUCGAAGGUCUGCCAACACCGGGCCCGAAGGGCCUCACUAUUGCAGUAAUAAUGCCACCCGGUCGCAUUCAUGAUACCCAGGAAAUUCUCUACGCCUUAGAGCGACAGUCCAAAAAGACCCACCGUCGCCUCGGGCCAGUCGAUGAUCCCCGUGAUAUGACUCGUUGA
Molecule: messenger RNA, 243 nt
Organism: Penicillium alfredii
Lineage: Eukaryota; Fungi; Ascomycota; Eurotiomycetes; Eurotiales; Aspergillaceae
Exons: 1
Coding region: 1-243 (80 amino acids)
Source: RefSeq, a predicted model, not a curated record